Messenger RNA from Periophthalmus magnuspinnatus, 2035 nucleotides. It is a transcript of the gene uba52, whose product is annotated as ubiquitin A-52 residue ribosomal protein fusion product 1. The transcript is spliced from 5 exons. Gene Ontology annotation, cellular component: nucleus; ribosome; cytoplasm. Gene Ontology annotation, molecular function: structural constituent of ribosome; ubiquitin protein ligase binding; protein tag activity. The record is from RefSeq and is a predicted model, not a curated record. Bases 1598 to 1984 code for a protein of 128 amino acids. Lineage: Eukaryota; Metazoa; Chordata; Actinopteri; Gobiiformes; Gobiidae. Gene Ontology annotation, biological process: modification-dependent protein catabolic process; translation; protein ubiquitination.
GCUCUGAGCGGUCACAAAGGCGUCCUCUUCGGAGCUCGUCGGCAUCUUAAAACUGGUGCCGAGCUUGGUCCAGCGUGAGAUUGGGGGUCUCCGGUUCAGCGGGUGAGGAGUAUACGAGGCCAUCGAUUCAGUCGUCUGCUCUCGGAUAAACCUGGCGUCUCCGUGUGUCACCGGGGCGGGAGCAGGUACACGCACUGGAUCGGUUUUCCUGAUGCUAAACGCUGUGUAAUCCCUCUUAUAAGUAGGAAUAUUCUCACCCGGGGCGAUCUUGUGUCCAAGAGAGAUAUUUGUUGUAAGGAGAGACUGCUGUUUCUCUGCUGUCUCGGCCAUGUUCAAAUGCCCCAGGUGUUUUCUCCUCUGUGGUAGGUAAAUGCAGGUGAGAAAUGCCGCGAUGAUCUCCAUGGAGACGCAGAGCAGUGGAGCGUGGUGACGUUGAUACUGUUCCAACCUGGAGUCAUGUUACAAACACAAUGGAGAUUCAGUGAGCUGCGUUCAACACAAAUGCUACACUUAAAGCUCAAGAAUGGGCUGUUGUUACUGAACAGUUUCAUUGUGCUUUUUUUCAAUGAAUAACUUUUUUUUCUACAUUAUGGUACAACCAGAGGUGGGAGAGUAGCUAUAAACUACACUCAACUAAGAGUAGCAUUACUUCAAAAUAAUAUUAUUCAAGGAGAAGUACAAAGUAAGAGUAAAAACGUACACAGAGGAAACAACUACUCAAGUAAGAUUAGUUUACAGAGUAACUGUCGGGGAGUAACAUCUGAUUUAUAUUUAUAAUUUGAAGUUAAUAUAAGGUAAAGAACAAAACUUAAAACGAAUGGUCGCCUCGCUCCCAGUCCAGUAUAAAUUGUAGCUGCUCAGACCAGUACCUUCAGAUUGAAGUCGCUCAGUCAGACGGAAGGAGCUCGGAGUAGAUCCGUUGCUCCUCCACGUGGAGCGGAGCACCUGAAGCAGCUUGGGCAUCUGUUCUGGAUGUUUUCUGGACGCCUCCCUGGACAGAUGUUCUGACCAUGUCCCACCGGGAAAAGGCCAUGGGACACGCUGGACGGACUGUCUCUGUGUCCUGGGAAUGACUCAGGAUCCCCCAUCCUGGGGUGAGAGAAGUCUGGGAGUUUCUGCAAAGCAAAACUGUGAAAAGAAGGUGGUGGGUGGAGUGCUUUUUUACUGUUAUAUAUUGACAAUAUAAAUUUAGAAUAAUUUUGCAUUUAUUGAUUGAAGACUUCUUUAGAAAUCAAAAGGCUUAGACUGUUCCCAUCUCACUUCCCUCAGUCCUUAUUAGCUCUGUGAAAGCGCCUGCAGAUAAACAGCCUUUAGUAGCUGCUAACUGAAGCUAACAGUUUAUUGGCAAAGCUAGCUUCACUGCUUCCGUGCUCAGUGCACGUGCAGCUCUCUCUCUCUGUAAGAUUAAACUUUUUCACCUCUGAUUCACUGAUUUGUUGCUGUUGAUUCAGAAAAACAAUAAUAUAUACGCAUUUAUAAAUAAUUAUUUCUUUUUCUCUUUCUCCACGUCGCUGUUUUCCCCUGAGCGGAUGUGACGUCACAGCGCCCCGCCUCUUCCUCUCUCUUUUCAUCGAGGCUCUGCGCGAGGCCGCUCAACAUGCAGAUCUUCGUGAAGACUCUCACGGGGAAGACCAUCACCCUCGAGGUCGAGCCCAGCGACACCAUCGAGAAUGUGAAGGCCAAGAUCCAGGAUAAGGAGGGAAUCCCUCCUGAUCAGCAGCGUCUGAUCUUCGCCGGCAAACAGCUGGAGGAUGGACGCACUCUGUCCGACUACAACAUCCAGAAAGAGUCCACUCUUCACCUGGUGCUGCGUCUGCGUGGAGGCAUCAUCGAGCCCUCGCUCAGGCAGCUCGCCCAGAAAUACAACUGCGACAAGAUGAUCUGCCGCAAAUGCUACGCUCGUCUGCAUCCGCGCGCCGUCAACUGUCGUAAGAAGAAAUGUGGACACACAAACAACCUGCGCCCCAAGAAGAAGCUGAAGUAAACUGUGGGCCUGACGCGGCUUCAUCUGUGUCAAAUAAAUUUGUAGAAAGUC